AUGUCUACUAAAGUUGCAAUUGUUACCGGUUCUAAUAAAGGUAUCGGUUUAAGUAUUGUCAAAGGGUUGUGCAUGAGGUUUAAAGGGAUCGUAUAUUUAACGUCAAGAGAUGAAUCAAGGGGAAGAUCUGCAGUUGCCGAGUUGAACAAAUUAGGACUACACCCAAAAUAUCAUCAACUCGAUGUAACUAAUAGAGAAAGUAUUAUCAAGUUUAGGGAUCAUAUUAAGGAGAAAUAUGAUGGAUUAGAUAUUCUCAUAAACAACGCCGCCAUUGUGAAAGUGCCUGGAUGCUAUAAUUCGUAUGAAGAAAAUAAGGAAAUUGUGGAAAUUAACUACAAGAGCAUUUUAACUAUGCAGGAAUUGAUAUAUCCCUUGGUAAGAAAUAACGGCCGAAUCCUCAAUAUAUCUAGUGACUGUGGACACCUUUCCAAUAUAAAAAAUAUAUAUUGGAUAGAUCGAUUAGCCAAUAAGAAUUUAACACUGACCGACAUAAAUGAAUUUGUUGACUGGUUUCUGGAAAGUUGUAAGAAUGAAACGUUCAAGAAAGAGGACAUAGCUGAUAAUGGAACGGUUGCAGCAUACAGAGUUGCAAAAGUUGCUCUUAGUGCUGUAACGAUUGUGCAACAGAGGGAACUACAGAGCAGAAACAUAUCCGUAAAUUCAAUGCAUCCUGGAUUAGUGCGUACUGACAUGACUUUUGGUGUCGGAUUUUACAGUGCCGACGAAGCAGCUGAGACCCCCCUUUAUAUUGUAUUGGAUGCGCCUGAAAAUCUUAAAGGCAGUUACAUAUGGUAUGACAGACGAGUUUUGGAUUGGUACGACUACAACGCUGACUAUUAUUUUAAAAUUUCAACCUUAAAUAUAUAA
Molecule: messenger RNA, 867 nt
Organism: Parnassius apollo (apollo)
Lineage: Eukaryota; Metazoa; Arthropoda; Insecta; Lepidoptera; Papilionidae
Source: the annotation of a GenBank genome assembly